GUGUGCACAAUGCCCAGUGUACUGUUACUGCUCAGUGCAGUAAAGAGUUUUCUUUUCAUUAACUCCAGUUGUAAUCCAGUCUUCCGGUGGACUAAGCAAAGAUGAUAUUGAAAAUAUGGUCAAAAACGCAGAGAAAUAUGCUGAGGAAGACCGGAGAAAGAAGGAACGUGUUGAAGCAGUUAAUAUGGCUGAAGGAAUUAUUCAUGACACAGAAACCAAGAUGGAAGAAUUCAAGGACCAGUUACCUGCUGAUGAGUGCAACAAGCUAAAGGAAGAGAUUUCCAAAAUGAGAGAACUCCUUGCUCGAAAGGACAGUGAAACAGGAGAAAACAUUAGACAGGCAGCAUCUUCACUUCAGCAGGCAUCAUUGAAACUCUUUGAGAUGGCAUAUAAAAAGAUGGCAUCUGAGCGGGAAGGUUCUGGAAGUUCCAGUACUGGGGAACAGAAGGAAGAUCAGAAGGAGGAGAAACAGUAAUAGUGGCAGUGCAUUGUGGAGCCAGAAGUACAACAUACCAUGAAGCUUGGGAGUAAAGGGACUUCCCGAGCAGAAAAGGGGCAAACUUCAGUCUUUUUACUGUGUUUUUGCAGUAUUCUAUAUAUAAUUUCCUUAAUAUAUAAGUUUAGUGACAAUUAGCUAACUCAUUUAAUGGGUGAAUAACUCAGCAGUAGCAGGUUCAUACUGUUCUGUCACUAGCCUGUUAUUUUCAGCCGCAUGUGAAGGGGUGGGAUGGGGCUGUGUACCAAUCAUUAUUAAGGUGUAUCUGGUUUGUGCUGAAGUGGCCAUGUUUUCAAGGUUUAAAACCCAUUUCACAUCCAGUGGAGGUAGUCUGUCAUGGACCUUGAUUGAGACUAUAUGUAGAUCCUUGUUGGCCAAGAGUACUGCUGUAAAGAAUGGCCUAUGUGAACGUGGUUGGUCCUUCACCUGAGGCCUUGUAAGACUAAGCUACCUGUGCCAUGGUUUGUAGGUGCAGAAGCUAGGUCAAUGGAUAACAGCUGUGUUAGCCAUAACUUAGAUACAAGAGAGUGAAGUCUCGUGGUCCUAAAGCAUACGUUUCUAGCUCUCCUCUUGGCUGGCCUAUGUCUGGCACCUAUAUCCUUGAUGAUUGUUCUUUUCAUCCAUUCUGGAUUUUUUUUUUUUUUUUAAAUAAAAUUCCAACAGCAUCUUGA
Molecule: messenger RNA, 1167 nt
Organism: Peromyscus maniculatus bairdii (prairie deer mouse)
Lineage: Eukaryota; Metazoa; Chordata; Mammalia; Rodentia; Cricetidae
Source: RefSeq, a predicted model, not a curated record